AUGGGGGAGGUCGACAAUGAGUCGACUAGAGCUCAUGAGCUGACAAAGAAAACCGACGGCGACCGAGAAGACUCUCUGACACACACGACGGCAACCACAUUUCCAUCUAGAAAAAGCGACGGGAAGUCAGCACUCAGCAGCCCAAGAACGGGGAUCAAUCCCUCAGAAAGGGUGAAGAGAACGAGAAUCAAGGCUACUCGUAGCGGCCCCAACUACCCGGAAGAACAGAAAGCGAAGCAAGAACGCGAGACUCCCACUCUCCUCGCGUCGCACCGCACCACCUUUCCGCCGAGCAAGGCAAGAAUCCUCGCCCGGCGAUCCCCAGCCGGAUUCCCGAUGGCCGCAGCCGUCUCCUCGCUGGCGAGGCGGGCCGGCGGGAUGCCGGGGUCAGUUAAUCUUAGAGAAUGUAAAGUACUCGAGAGGAUGGUCAAGAUGCAUGCGGAGAAGGGGGGACUCUACGGCGCCAUUUGCGCUGCGCCGGCAGUGACGUUGGCCCAUUGGGGCAUGCUCAAAGGUUUAAAGGCGACUUGCUACCCGUCAUUCAUGGAGAAGUUCACUGCUGAAGUGAUCCCUGUGAACUCCAGGGUGGUGGUGGAUAGAAAUGUGGUGACCAGCCAGGGUCCGGGAACAGCAAUUGAAUUUGCUCUUGCUCUGGUGGAGCAGCUAUAUGACAAAGAGAAGAUGGAGGAGGUUGCUGGACCUUUGUAUGUCCACCCUCAACAUGGCGCUGACUAUACCAUCGAAGAGCUUAAUUCAGUUGAAUGGAAAUGCAGUGGUACACCUCAGGUUCUUGUGCCAGUUGCUAAUGGUUCAGAGGAAAUUGAAGCUCUUAAUUUAAUAGACGUCUUGCGUAGAGCAGGCGCAAAUGUUACAGUUGCGUCAGUUGAGGAUACCCUGCAAAUCGUGACCCGGCGUCACAAGUUUAAUCUGAUAGCUGACAUGAUGUUGGACGAAGCUGCUAAAAUGGAAUUUGAUCUGAUUGUCAUGCCGGGCGGUCUGUCGGGUGCUCAAAAGUUUGCUAGUACAGACAAACUUGUUGAUUUACUAAAGAAGCAGGCAGGAUCUGGUAAAGCCUAUGGUGCAAUAUGUGCUUCCCCAGCUCAUGUCCUCGAGCCCCACGGUUUACUGAAGGGGAAGAAGGCGACGGCGUUUCCACCCAUGGCGCACUUGCUUACUGAUCGGAGCCUAUGUGAGAACAGGGUUGUGAUUGACGGUAAUCUUAUCACUAGCAGAGCCCCAGGGACUGCGACGGAGUUCGCCCUGGCCAUUGUUGAGAAGCUAUUUGGUCGAGAGAAAGCGGUGCCAGUUCCCAAGAACAAACCUCCAGUAAAGAACUCGUCAGAGAUGGUUGUUGUUCUGAUGCGCUGGUACCCUCGGUCCUUAGCACGACGACUUCCCGGCUGCCUACUACAACAAGAAAUCCUGGUGGCACCAUCUGGAGCGCCAGGACAAGAAAAUUUCUACCCUAACAAAGAGCCAGGUCGCCAAAAAACAACAACGAAUCAGACGUAUACACAUAACAAGCUCUCCAUCCUUGAAAAACAACAGGUGUUCUUCUUCUUCCUCCAAGCUCCACAGCAUCCCUAG
Messenger RNA from Triticum turgidum subsp. durum (durum wheat), 1587 nucleotides. The record is from the annotation of a GenBank genome assembly. NCBI's taxonomy places the organism in Eukaryota, Viridiplantae, Streptophyta, Magnoliopsida, Poales, Poaceae.